Chaetomium globosum CBS 148.51 is the source of this 522-nucleotide messenger RNA. RefSeq lists its product as uncharacterized. The transcript has 3 exons. The record is from RefSeq and is a predicted model, not a curated record. NCBI's taxonomy places the organism in Eukaryota, Fungi, Ascomycota, Sordariomycetes, Sordariales, Chaetomiaceae. The coding region runs from base 1 to 522 and encodes 173 amino acids.
AUGGCCGGCCUUCUCACCACCUUUACCCUUCUCAGCAGCUGGGCAGUUCUACUUCUAGCCCAGAACACUCCCCAAAACUGCAUCUUCAGUCUCGUUGCAGAGGGCAACAUCCUCGGACAGGCCUACGAGGGUGUUGGUGGCCCGGCGUGCCCCGCCGACCUAGGCUCUGGAGGCAGCGAUAGCAGCAGCAGCAGCAGCAGCAGCAGCUCGGGCAGGUAUUACUACUACCUCGAUCUGCCGGAGGAUAUGCAUCGAAGCGGUGAUGCCUGUAGGACGGUGAGGACGGAUGUGGGGGUGCUGAAUGGGUUUGUUUGUAAUAAUGAGGGUGGAGGGGAGGGUGGGGGGGCGACUGCUACUGUUACCGCUACUGCCGCUGCUGGGUCUGGGUCUUCUUCGUCGGGGGAGGGCGCUGCGGGGGCCGGGGCGGUGACGACAAGUUGGGAUGGGGUGGUCGAAACUGUUACGUUGACUGUGCCCGGCACGUUUGAGACGGUGACGGUUACGCGUGGUGAGGGUUCGUAG